CCGUUGGUGGGCUGGUUCAAUAUCUCAUAUAAGUUCUGAACCUUUAGCUCGCAUUUCUGUCUCCUUCGUCGGCUCGGAGCUACAACAUUAUGCUGAAGUGAACUUUUCUUUCACAAAUCAGGAGACAACUCGUCUACAUGGAAAUGGAUUUCCAAAAGGCUCUACUUGAAGUGGGUAAAUCCUUGUCCACUGAUGAGGUGGAAGCACUGUCUUUUCUGUGCACUGACAUCUUGAGCAGAAAACCAGUCUCUCUGGAUGGUGCCAGCAACCUCUUCUCCUUACUCAUGAAAGAAGACCAUCUGUCGGCUGGAAACCCACAGCUCCUGGUUGAGCUUCUCCUCACCAUCCAGCGACCUGUUAUUUUGCAGAACAUUAAACUUUCUUUGCCCUCACCCAGCACCCUCAUCUCACCCUACAGGAAGCUGCUGUAUCGCCUGUCAGAACAAAUUACGGAGGAGGAGCUCGGAGAGAUGAAGUUCUUGCUAAAGGACAUCCCACGAAGAAGACUUGAGCAAAAGACUACGCUGGGAGUCUUCCUGGAGAUGGAGCACAUGGACCUCAUAAAUGAAUCUAGUCUCGAAUAUCUGGAGACCAUAUUUAAGUCGGUGUGUCCUGUGCUGAAUGAAGAGAUUCGUCUCUUUAGGAAAGAAAUUUGGCAUCCAGAGUCGUCACCUUUGACUGUUAAACCAAGCCAGACCCCGAAACCUUCUUCCAGAACUGAUUUCCAGGGAGAUGAGACUCCACAACUUCUUUCGCAGCCUUCCAUGAAUCCAUCCAACUCCACAAAUGGGGAAAUGGCUUCUUUGGAUACAGUGAAUACAGAAAAGAAGAACCCAGAGUCUCAAGAAAAUGAUGAGGUUCUGUGUGAUUAUCCAAUGACUGGGAAGAGAGGAAUCUGUUUGAUAGUGGACAACUUUGAUUUCUCUGAAUCGUACAAAAAUUUAACAAAUACAUUAAGAAAUCGAGAGGGAACCAAGAUUGACAGAGAUUCUUUGAAAGAAGUAUUUGGAUGGUUGGGCUAUGAGGUGGACAUACACGUAGACUAUAAUGCGGAUCAAAUAAAAAGUUUGUUUACCCGCAUCGGCCAACAGGACCACAGCCAGUACGACAGCCUGGUGUGCUGUAUUCUCAGUCAUGGCAUGGAGGGUAGAGUGUAUGGUGUAGAUGGCAAACUUGUUGAGAUCAAAUUGCUGAUAGAGUGCAUCGAUGGAGAGAAGUGCCCGUCCUUAAUUGAAAAACCCAAGAUGCUUUUCAUCCAGGCCUGUCAAGGCUGCAAAGAACAGUAUCCAGUCCAACCAGACGGCAUUGAAGACGAAACAACCCGAAUUUUUGCUGAUGCGAAAAUUGCAGAUCUGAGGAGCCCAGUCAUAGCUGACUUGCUGGUGGGCAUGUCCACGGUUCCUGAUCAUGCCUCCUUCAGAGAUAAAUUCUGUGGCACCUGGUAUAUCCAGUCGUUGUGCAAAAACCUCAUCAAGUGUGUGCCACGGAGGGUUGACCUUGUCUCCAUUCUCACAAAAGUGAACUUCGAUGUUAGCGGGAUGACCGACUUUAGUCGGAGGAGAAAGCAAAUGCCUCAACCAGCCUUCUCUCUCCGAAAGAGGGUGGUCUUCCCUGUCCCUGAGAAACGCCCACCCGAAAUUGGAGCGCUUACCAAAGACAAUUCCUGAGACAUGCUGGAUUAUUUUUUUUUUUGUUUCACUGACAGUUUACAAUUUUGAAUUGUAAACUGUCUGUUUUGAAGAAACAGAUUUAUCCGUUCUUUUGUAGGAAUCUCUUUUGAGUUAUAGCUCUUCAAAUGGUAUUAAUAAAGUCCUACUCGCAACCUUUUUUUUCAGUCUCAAUAUAACCAUUUCAUCAUAUCUUGUAAUUAUUUUAGAUCUUGCAAUUUCUCAUGUCUUUUAUUUGCGUUCAUAGUAAUGUAUAUACAUUUUUUUGUUUUAUUAUCAUUUACAAUACAUUCCAUGAUGUUUUCCAGCAACUUGUAUAAAAAUUAACAUUAUAUUCAAAGUAUCACAAAGAAGCCAGCAUAUCAGUGCUACAACUUUUUUCCUUAGUUUUCUGUUUGUUCUUGACAAGAUCUCCUCCCAUUUACCUCAGGGUUUUUGCAUUUUUAUUAACUUUAGCUCCAAAGUGGGAUUGGAGUUCCCACCACAAAUGUCUACACAAGUAUAGACAUGAUUUAUUCUGACAUAAAUACUCUUGCUAAUUUAAUACACUUUUUCAAGGGAUUUAUUAGUAGACAAGGUUCCUGCUGCCUUUCUUGUGAAUAUUAUGACACUUCAUUUGAAUUAUAAAUGGCCAUGUAAAGCACUCUAAAACAUCUGUUGCACAAUAAAACAAGUGAAAACAACAAAAAUGUGAAAUUAUGAAAUAAAAUGAUCCUAAA
Xiphophorus hellerii (green swordtail) is the source of this 2386-nucleotide messenger RNA. It is a transcript of the gene casp10, whose product is annotated as caspase 10, apoptosis-related cysteine peptidase. Gene Ontology annotation, molecular function: cysteine-type endopeptidase activity; protein binding. Gene Ontology annotation, biological process: proteolysis; regulation of apoptotic process. The transcript is spliced from 12 exons. NCBI's taxonomy places the organism in Eukaryota, Metazoa, Chordata, Actinopteri, Cyprinodontiformes, Poeciliidae. Bases 138 to 1667 code for a protein of 509 amino acids. The record is from RefSeq and is a predicted model, not a curated record.